CGUGGAUGCUUGCAACUCGCUGGACAUGCUCUCGCGAUGGAGGGGAAUAUCGCUAGAGAGGGCAUGGUGCUCAUGGCACCGCUCGGCAUAUUUAUGCUCGCUGCCGUAUUUCGACGAGAUGUCUCUUAAGUCGGGAUUUGCUGGAACUCGCUCCCUCAGAGCGAGGAAGCGCUGCAAAUCUUCCGCGAGAAAAUGUCAAUGUGGGCCAACGGCAGUCCAAGGGAUGGCGCGAUCGCCAGCGCUGGACGCCUUCGCGGCUGCUCUGCGAGAAUGCCGCGAGCACGGAUCUCUGGGUGAGGGCAAGCGCAUCCACGCACAGAUCGCCUCCAGCGGCGUCUAUGGUGAAGAAUCUUAUCAUGGAAAUGUAUGGGAAUUGCGGGCGCACGGCGGAUGCCUUGGAAGAUGGAAGUUAUUUUCUUGUGGAACAUUGUUAUCACGGCAUUUGCCUAGAACGGGCAAAUGUGAUGGCGCUCUUUGGGGAAAUUCUUGCCGAUCUACAUUCUUGCAGCCAUCAAUGCCCAUGCGGCGUAGAUCCAUGCGCUACGCCGCUGGCCCGAAUAGCUCCACUUCCAUCGGCAUAGCGCUGUUCGACGCCUACGGCAAGCUCACAGGAGAUCGAAUUCAAGGACCAACCGUAGAUCCCUGGUGAUGCUCCUCGAAGGGAUCAGGCUCCCCUUUCAGCCUUUGUCGACGCGUGGCGAUCACCGAUGAUCAUAGGUCCACCUCUCGAGCUGUGAUCUUAUCCAUUCGCUCACCGGUGAGGCCGGCUAUCGCGAUGCGAUUACCUCGUGGAUUGCAACUGCACGCGAGGAUCAAUGAGAGGGACAUGAAGAGGAGAGAUCGGAACACGUUCCUCUCAAUCAGACCAAGUGGUCGACCACUUCCAGAGAAUCCCAGCGGGAUCGCUUGACGUUCUCGAGUGUUGCGCCUGUGGAGCAGGGCAGGAUGAUCCAUGCUGGAGAGGAAGAUCGCUGGAGAUGCUCCAGAUGGUGCUGCUCAACAUGUCUGCUCGCUGCCGAUUGUUUUCGACGUGAGGAACAGCUCCUUGCUUUCGCUGGAAGCUUUCCCAUCGAGCGGUAUGCCCGGAAAAGGCAUUGCGUGGAGGCUCUUCAAUGCUAUUAACUUCUUCAGUGUUCUCGAUAGCUGGAAAGGCGAACGGGGAUAAUAAUGCACGACCAACCCGAUGGCGAGCUUGGGUCUUCUACCGACUCUCUCUGUGGGAGGAGCUCUUAUCAACGAGUGCAGUGACUUGGAUGGAGCAGCACAGGUUUUUAAGGAGAUGCCCUGGCUUGGACGUUUCUAAUUCGUCUAUGGGAACUUGGUGCUUACAAGAGCGUUUUGAUAGCGUGCCUGACAAAAUCUUGUCUCCUGGAACGUUCUAAUCAGUUCUUAUGCAGAGAUGGAGAUGCCUUGGAAGUCCACCACAAGAUGGAACUGGAGGGACUGAAACCGGAUGAUUCAUUUCGUUUUCUCUGAAGGAGCAAAAGCUGUUUUUGAUACAGUUACUUCCAAGGACGUUGUUUUGUAGACUGAUUUGCUCAUGGCUUACUCUCGAAACGGGGAUGCAAAAGAAGCGCUUCUUGUUACUCCAAAUGCCGUGGAUAGCGUCGAAAGCAAGGACAUCGUAACUUGGAACGUUAUAGAAAUGGCCAUGGACGAGAAGCAGUCGGCUUUACCAAAAACUGUAGUAGACAUCCUGGAGGAGGCACUCAUAUGGAUUCGUGGAGGCUGUUAUUUAAGUUGAUCGGGCUUUUUCCUUAGGUUACUAGUAUCUGAUGGCAGUGCUCUUGUCCUCCGGUAACGCAAGGCUAGAAUUAUGGAGCAAAGUGCACAUAGGCUAUGGUAGAGCUCGGCAAAAGAGGGCGGCAUGGAAUCUAAGAGCAGGCUGUGGCGUUAGAGCGUCGUUAGACGCACUCGUCUUCGACUGUGACGGGGUAAUUCUCGAGUCGGAAGAUUUGCACAGGCGAGCCUACAAUGCGACGUUUGAGAAUUUUGAGGUCCGGUGUCCAGGGAAUAAGUCCCCAGUUGUGUGGAGCACAGAAUUCUACGACGAGCUGCAGAACCAAAUUGGAGGAGGAAAGCCAAAGAUGAGAUGGUACUUCAAUAGGAACGGCUGGCCUUCCUCGAGCUUGUAUAGCUCGCUCAAAGAUGACGAUGCGAAGGCCCAGCUCAUCGACACACUUCAGGAUUGGAAGACAAACAAGUACAAAGAUAUCAUUGCGUCUGGAGCGGUUGAGCCACGACCAGGAGUUCUUCGCCUAAUGGAUGAAGCUCGUGAUAUGGGAAUUAAGGUGGCUGUUUGCUCAGCUGCAACAAAGAGCUCUGUAGUAUUUUGUCUCACGAAUUUGCUUGGCAAGGAAAGGUUUCAGCAAUUAGAUUGCUUUCUAGCAGGCGAUGAUGUCGAAGAAAAGAAGCCCAAUCCAAUGAUCUACAAAGUCGCAGUAGAGAAACUUGGAGCAACCCCGGACAAGUGUAUCGUGAUAGAAGACAGCGUCAUUGGUCUCAAAGCAGCAGUGGGUGCUGGUAUGAAAUGCGUAGUGACUUUCACAAGUUCUACAAGCAAGCAGGAUUUUAGCGAAGCUGCAGCUGUAUUCUCCAGCUUGGAAACCGUGAGUUUGGAUCACCUCGUGAAGUUACUGGACGAACGUGUGAUUGCUACUGGCUAAAUUCGUCUAUGAGCUUAAAGGAGAGUUCUUUCGCCAACAUAAAUCGAUGCAAACUUUGUGUCUGUGAAACACAACUAUUUUGCCUAUAUACUAGGCUCAAGAUGUGUUCAGCUGUAGUUUCCAGCUUCAAAAGUGUAAACGUUCCUCUCUCUUGAAGCUAUAAAAGCCUACACAUCACAGGAAUGUAGUGCUUGUAGGUGAUAAAUAAAAAAUAAAUUUUU
Selaginella moellendorffii is the source of this 2887-nucleotide messenger RNA. RefSeq names its product haloacid dehalogenase-like hydrolase domain-containing protein At4g39970. The record is from RefSeq and is a predicted model, not a curated record. Lineage: Eukaryota; Viridiplantae; Streptophyta; Lycopodiopsida; Selaginellales; Selaginellaceae. Bases 1776 to 2666 code for a protein of 296 amino acids. Gene Ontology annotation, molecular function: hydrolase activity. The transcript is spliced from 12 exons.